Messenger RNA from Pseudonaja textilis, 1823 nucleotides. The record is from RefSeq and is a predicted model, not a curated record. Lineage: Eukaryota; Metazoa; Chordata; Lepidosauria; Squamata; Elapidae.
AUGGUCCAGGAUCACCCGCUGUCGCUACAGCGGUCCAGCAGUUUCAAGGAUUUUGCCAAAUCCAAACCCAGUUCCCCGCUGGCGGUCAACAAGGCAUUCAGCCUCGAAGAGGAAGAGGUUCUUAAAGACAACGAGUCCAACUCACCACCGAGCCCAGAUGAUGUGGGGCGCUCAAAGUUGGGCAAGAAAUGGAGAUCCGUCAUUACCCGCACCAUGAACCGGAAGACGGGCAAGGCAGUGGCUAAAGCAUUGGCAGAUCAGGGACACGAUGAAUCGGACACUCCUACGUCUCCAGCCAACAGUCUUGUUGAAGAAGACCUUCCCACCUUUCCGGUUACAAACCAGGAGACUAACAGCCCCAGUGCCUCCAACGAAAGGGAAUUGUUCAGUCCCAUGUCAUGCAGCCUCGGCAGCAAGGAAGAGGCCAUCUCGACCCCAUACAACGGGCCCUUCUGUGGAAAAGCCAAGGUUCACACAGAUUUUAUUCCCAGCCCCUAUGAUAAGGACUCUCUGAAACUUCAGAAAGGGGACAUCAUCCACAUCAUUUCAAAACCUCCCGUCGGCACCUGGACCGGCCUUCUGAACGAGAAAGUGGGCUCCUUCAAAUUUAUCUAUGUCAGCAUCAUCCCUGAAGAGACCGUCUCGGUUGCAAAGACUUAUUCGCGGCAUAGGAGCAAAAGGCCGAAGCCCAAAAGCUUGCAAGAGCUACUGCAACGGAUGAACCUUGAGGAGCACACCUCUACACUGUUACUAAAUGGUUACCAGACCGUGGAGGACUUCAAGGAACUGCAAGAGAACCACCUGAAUGAAUUGAACAUCACUGACCCACAGCAUCGCACCAAGCUGCUUACAGCGGCCGAUCUACUGCUGGAUUAUGACACCAGCAGCGAGGCCGAAGAGGAAGGAGGCACCUUGGAGGGCCAGUUAUUUCCCGGAGAGCUCAAAGAAGACAUUCCCCGCGAUUCCGGCUGUUUUGAAGGGGCGGAGACCUCGGACAGCGGGAGGGAAGAAGACGGAAAGCUUGAGGAAGGGCUACCGUGCCAUUCUCUGGCCACUUUGGGCUGAGGGGAAGGCUCCUCCUCCUCCGCUCUCUGCAUCAGGAGGCCCGGUUGGCUGGCAAGCACAAGCCAUUGUUCCAGGAACAAGCCUUGGUUCCUCCCUACCCCGAAAGACAACUGCUUCAGGCCCAAAUGCUUCACAGCCGGCAAGUGCUGGCUGGUAAAUUAAAGAGAAGCUUCGGAUCCAGAAUCCUCCCUGAUCACUUGAACCAAAAGACUCCGCUGCCACACUCUUGCACGCCAGGGGCUCCUCUGCCAGAGUUCUGCCUGCGGCCAGCAGGCGCUACCUUGAGACUUCCUCAGAAGCCACCGGACUCGCCUCUGCCUCCGGGCGCCCCGGGCUUCUCUUGCAAAGGGUGCCUGCUUGCCCCCACCAGCUCUGCACGGUAUCUAAACACCAGCACCGAGAUGGAACCAUGAACUUCUGAAGGCAACCUCUGGAGCGUCUGGCUUCUUCCAUCCUCCCAUCACAGAGAAGAGGGUCCCAAGUCUGUGGUUGAGAAAGGCACGUGGGGGGGGGGACGGGGACGACUCUGCUCUGUUUCUUUUCCAGCAGAUCUGUUUUAUUGUAAAUAGCUAGGUUUCUUGCAGCUGAAGGACAGACAGGUGCAAUUUCUAAACUGGCUUACUCUGAGAAAUGGCAAGCACUCACUCCUAGUACCAAUCUUUCCAAUAAAGCACAUUUAUCUUCAGCGUAUAGAGCCGACCCUGCAUGUCUGUGUUGUUGUUUUUUUUAAAGAAAAACUAAAAGGUAAAAUAUUCCUC